This is a messenger RNA of Pisolithus orientalis, 3138 nucleotides long. Its product is annotated as calcium ATPase transmembrane domain M-containing protein. The transcript is spliced from 15 exons. Gene Ontology annotation, molecular function: P-type sodium:potassium-exchanging transporter activity; ATP binding; ATP hydrolysis activity. Lineage: Eukaryota; Fungi; Basidiomycota; Agaricomycetes; Boletales; Pisolithaceae. The record is from RefSeq and is a predicted model, not a curated record. Gene Ontology annotation, cellular component: membrane. The coding region runs from base 1 to 3138 and encodes 1045 amino acids. Gene Ontology annotation, biological process: intracellular potassium ion homeostasis; potassium ion import across plasma membrane; intracellular sodium ion homeostasis.
AUGGCAAGCGGGGUAGGACUCCCUACGACUAACACCAGAACAUCCGGUAGAAUAGGCCAAUAUGGUCUUCAGAUAGGAUACCGAACCCUAUCCGUUCGUGUAGAAGAAAGGGAUCUUCCUGCGAAGCCCAAACCAAGUGCCGAUCCGGCGGACGCGAUCGCCGCCAUCGACGUACACCUCAUUGAUGUUGAGGAUGUCUGCACACGCUACUCUACCCAUCCCACUCGUGGCCUCGAAGACGCCGCUGUCCAACGCAAGGCUAAGGAAGGGAAGAAUGUGAUCAGCUCGCCACCAACUCAAUACUGGAAAAAGGCAUUCAACUAUGUCUUUGGGGGAUUUAACUUUCUCAUGUGGAUCGCCUUCAUUUUGACAUUACUCUCCUACCAACCUCUGGGCGAGCCAAGUCCUCAACCCUUUGUCCUCGGCGUUGCUAUCCUACUAAUUUUUGUCAUUGCCAUUUCCGCUACGUUUUACGCGUUAGUUGACUGGAAUGCUAGUCGAAUCAUGCGGUCCAUCAAAACGCUCAUCGCAGAACACGCGUGUGUUAUCAGAGACGGACAGCAACAGCUCAUACCGGCCGCUGACAUCGUCGUCGGAGAUGUUGUCGUUCUCAAUAGUGGCGAUCGAGUACCAGCGGAUCUGAGGAUAGUGCAAGCCUCAUCUGACUUGCGCUUUGACCGCUCACUCCUUACAGGCGAGAGCGAGAUGAUCCCUGGUGCGCUGGACGCGACAUCUAAGAAUGCGUUGGAGACCCGUAACCUUGCUUUGAACUCCACAUUCGUUACCCAGGGCAAUUGUACCGGUGUCGUUUUCGCCACUGGAGAUCGCAGUGUUAUGGGUCGCCUAGUAUCCAUGUCAGGCGAGAAGCAGUUCAAGCUGACAACCAUCCAAAGAGAAGUGUGGUUCUUUACAAAGAUUAUUUCCUGCUUGGCGCUCUUCUUCUUUGGUCUUUCUCUGCUCUUAUACGGGGUGUGGUUGAGGACGACAUAUCCUGGGUACGAUACGACAAGUACAGCGAUUGUCAAUUCCAUUGGGUGCCUCACGGCCUUCGUUCCACAGGGCUUGCCUAUAUGCGUUGCACUUUCCCUCACGGUUAUCGCGCGUCGCAUGGCGAAGAGGCAGGUUUUGGUGAAGAACCUGGCUACCGUCGAAACUCUCGGCUGCAUGUCUGUCCUCUGCUCAGACAAAACGGGUACCUUGACCGCUGGGAGGAUGGUUGUGCAAAACAUUGCCUUCCUGAAUCAUCAUUGUUCAGUGAAGGUUCUACUCGAGAAGCUUGCUGAAUCAUCAACCCCAGCUGACUUCGCCGCUCUCAAAGUUGUCCAUCAGAUUGCUCGGUUGUGCAACGCGGCAAAGUUUGACGCUGCUGUGAUGGAUUGCCCGAUAGAAGAACGCGCCAUCAAGGGUGACCCAACCGACACGGCUCUCCUCCGAUUCUCUGAAGGGUUGUCGGUUCCCUCGCUUGAUAUCGACACUAGUAGUUUACUGAAGGCGUGGGAGAGGCGUUUUGAGAUUUCAUUUAACUCGCGUAACAAGUGGGCCAUGACUGUGGUUGAGGAUAAUAAUUCCUCCGGGUCGGUGUGGAUGCUUGUCAAGGGAGCACCAGAUGUCCUUUUCCCAUACUGCCAGGACAUCUUACAAGGAGACGGCACGUCGGUGCCUCUGGGCGAUAGCGAACGGGAACAACUUUCUGCUUUGCAGAACAAGUGGUCAAGUGAAGGACAGCGUGUCCUUGCAUUGUCUUUGGACGGCAUCAAGCUUGAUUUACCCCCGAAUACGAUGGAAGAGUUGUUGUAUUCGGAACUCCGAGACUUGACACUUGUCAGUCUCAUUGGCAUCCGCGAUCUUCCCCGUGAUGACGUACCGUCUUCGAUUGAGACCAUCAGAAAGGCCGGUGUUAGGGUGUUCAUGGUCACUGGUGAUUUCAAGUUAACGGCAGUGGCAAUUUCCCGUCAGGCAAAACGUAUCAACACGAUCGCAGACAUUAGAAUGGCGGCAUCGGAAAAAGUACCUACUCGGACUCGGCACGAGAUCAAACCUCGUGACGACGACCCCAUACGCGCUCUAGUUCUUACUGGCGAAGAUGUCUCAUCGUUGACGUCAGCGGAUUGGGACGUUGUCGUCGGGUCGUACAUGGAGGUGGUAUUUGCUCGUACAACCCCGGAUCAGAAGAUGAAAAUCGUGCAAGAGAUCAAGUGUCGGGGUGACAACACGGUCGCUGUCACUGGCGACGGGAUUAAUGACGUGCCUGCAUUGAAGGCGGCAGAUAUUGGCGUGGCAAUGGGUGCAGGAAGCGAUGUUGCCAAGGAAGCAGCUGCGCUCAUUUUAUUGAAGAAUGAUUUCGCAUCUAUUCCUGUUGCAAUUGAAAUGGGUCGCCUUGUAUUCGAUAACUUGAGGAAAGUCUCCCUGUACUUGUUGCCGGCAGGAAGUUAUACAGAAUUCAUGGCCGUCUUCUCCAACGUACUUUUAGGCAUGCAAAUUCCGAUGACUACUUACCAACAAGUCUGUUUCUGCAUUGCUAACGAUGUUGUAAUGUCGAUAUCUCUGAUGUAUGAAAAGGCGGAAUCGGAUCUGAUGUUGCGAAAGCCUAGAAAUGCCAGGAAAGACCGCUUGACGGAUUGGAGGCUCUUCCUUCAAGUCUACCUUUUCAUCGGAUUGAUGUUGUGGCCGUCUGCCAUGGGAAUGUGGUUCUUGUACAUGAGCCGACAAGGGCUUGGUUUCUACGAUGUUAUCCUCGUUUAUAAUAAAUGGCAAGACGGAUGGAAAGGUUACUCGCAAGAUCAGCUGAAUCACUUCGUUAAUGUGGGUCAGUGCAUAUACUAUGUGACGCUUGUGUUCGGACAAUAUGGAGGACUGCUUGCCGUGCGGAAUCGGCGGGUGUCGAUAUUGCAUUCUAACCCAUUCUGGGGACCGCGGAAGAACCUGAUCGUCCCGUGCGGUAUGAUCGCCACAGCAUUGAUUGCUGUGGUUAACCUAUAUGGCCCUGGAAUCCAACACGUCUUUGGAACGACGCCUAUCCCUGGAAUGUAUUGGGGAUUGGCAUUCUGUUUCCCGUUGAUUAUUCUCAUCAUGGACGAACUGAGGAAGUUACUUGUGAGAACGUAUCCAAAGUCAUUCGUCGCCUAUAUUGCUUGGUAA